CUAAGAAACCCAUCAAAUAUCAAAUAAAAACAGUGAAAAAUCUAAAUACUAGUACAAGGCACUUCCAAAAAUCAAGAACUAGCUUCCCCAUAAACCCCUCCUCAUUUCUGCAGCUACCUAUCUGAUCAUUCAGCUGUUCUGUGGAUUUCAUCGAUUGUGUAUGAUGACAUUGGUGCAUUAUAUUUAGUUUCUUCCAGUUCUGCAUCUGAACCCCUUAGCUUGCCCCCUUAUCUAUGGCUUCGAAAAGUUCAAGAUUGUUUAGUACGCAUGCUGUGACACAGUCUUCUCCUUCGCCUGGAAUCUCUCACAUACACACUGUACGAAAUGAUACGCAACUUUCACGUAUCACAGAUGUCGGUGAAGCUCAUGGACUUGCAAGAUCCUCCUGCAGAGAGUCGACGACAUCUACAGUCCUCAAAGAUAUACAUAUUCCUGCACGACUUAUGGAGGAUUUUCUUGAACUAGCCAGAGAUAAUACAAAUAAAGACGUGGAGACAUGUGGAGUUCUGGGCGCUUCUCUUAAAGAAGGAACCUUUUACAUUACCACGUUGAUAGUACCCAAACAAGAAUCUACUUCAAGUUCUUGUCAGGCUCUCAAUGAGGAGGAGAUAUUUGCGAUACAAUAUGAAGUAUCAGAUUUUCCUAUAGGAUGGAUUCAUACACAUCCUUCUCAAACUUGUUUCAUGUCAUCAGUCGAUUUGCACACUCAGUAUUCAUACCAGAUGAUGGUACCUGAAGCUGUAGCUAUUGUCAUGGCUCCUACUGAUAAAUCAAGGAGUUAUGGGGUAUUCAGACUUACAGACCCCGGUGGAAUGAGUAUUCUGAAGGAUUGUCCGGAGAGGGGAUUUCAUACACACAGGGAACCACCUGAUGGGAGUUCCAUCUAUGAGCAUUGCACUAAUGUCUAUAUCAACCCACAUCUAAGAUUAGAGAUCUGUGACUUACGGUAACAUAGCAUUAAAUGUUUUUUUGGAAUUUUUAUUUAUUGCUUUAAACUGUCAUAGAUACAUUGUCAAGUAAUGACUCAUAUGGAAAUAUAAUAAAUGGUCUCAAAGAAUUUAGAAUUAAUACUGAAUUUGAUAUUCCCAAAUUUUUAAAUCUAUGUUGUAUGUUCUGAGAA
This is a messenger RNA of Daucus carota subsp. sativus, 1120 nucleotides long. RefSeq names its product AMSH-like ubiquitin thioesterase 2. The coding region runs from base 234 to 950 and encodes 238 amino acids. Gene Ontology annotation, cellular component: endosome; membrane. Gene Ontology annotation, molecular function: metal-dependent deubiquitinase activity; protein binding; K63-linked deubiquitinase activity. NCBI's taxonomy places the organism in Eukaryota, Viridiplantae, Streptophyta, Magnoliopsida, Apiales, Apiaceae. Gene Ontology annotation, biological process: protein K63-linked deubiquitination. The record is from RefSeq and is a predicted model, not a curated record. The transcript is spliced from 8 exons.